AUGAAGUUCAUCGCCAUCGCCGCUCUCGCCGCCACUGCCCUGGCCAUCCCCAACCCCCCUGGACACGGUGGCAACAUCGACCAGGAGCAGUCCAACACCGUGCAGUCGUGUGGUAAAGCCCAGCUCAACUGCUGCUCCUCUCAGGACAAGACCACCGAAGUCUCCCCUGAUGCCGGCAACACCCUCCUCGACCUCCUAGGCAACAAGGCCGUCAGCGGUCUGCUCGCCAACUACAAGGGCUGCUCUCCUCUCGUCGAUGCCGAUGUUCUUGACAUCACCAAGCUCCUUGAGGACGGACAGUGCAACAACGACUUCGCUUGCUGCAACCAGAACGGCGCCGGCGACACCAACCAGGUUGGCCUUGUUAAUGCUGCCAUCCCUUGCAUUCCCGUCAAGGCUCUCUAA
Aspergillus puulaauensis is the source of this 405-nucleotide messenger RNA. RefSeq lists its product as uncharacterized. Gene Ontology annotation, cellular component: fungal-type cell wall. Gene Ontology annotation, molecular function: structural constituent of cell wall. Bases 1 to 405 code for a protein of 134 amino acids. The record is from RefSeq and is a predicted model, not a curated record. Lineage: Eukaryota; Fungi; Ascomycota; Eurotiomycetes; Eurotiales; Aspergillaceae. The transcript is spliced from 3 exons.